This is a messenger RNA of Lotus japonicus, 1073 nucleotides long. Its product is annotated as squamosa promoter-binding-like protein 1. Lineage: Eukaryota; Viridiplantae; Streptophyta; Magnoliopsida; Fabales; Fabaceae. The record is from RefSeq and is a predicted model, not a curated record. The transcript has 4 exons. The coding region runs from base 341 to 883 and encodes 180 amino acids.
ACUGACUCAUCUUCUAAGGAGUCUUGUUAGUCGGAAUGGUGAACAAGGGGGCAAUAACUUGUCUAACAUUUUGCGAGAACCAGAGAAUUUGUUGAGAGAAGGGGGUUCAUCUAGGGAGUCAGAGAUGGUGCCAACUUUACUCUCCAAUGGUUCUCAAGGCUCUCCAACUGAUAUAAGACAACAUCAAACUGUAUCUAUGAAUAAAAUGCAACAAGAAGUGGUGCAUGCACAUGAUGCUAGGGCUACUGAUCAGCAGCUCAUGUCUUAAAUAAAGCCCAGCAUUUCAAACACUCCUCCAGCUUACGCAGAAGCCAGAGACAGUACCGCUGGACAAAUCAAGAUGAAUAAUUUUGAUUUGAAUGACAUAUAUAUUGACUCAGAUGAUGGCAUAGAAGAUCUAGAAAGAUUGCCUGGAACUACUAAUCAUGUCACUAGCUCUCUUGAUUACCCAUGGACACAACAAGAUUCCCAUCAGUCAAGUCCACCUCAGACAAGUAGAAAUUCAGAGUCUGGAUCUGCCCACUCCCCUUCUAGUUCCACUGGAGAAGCUCAGUGUCGCACAGAUCGUAUUGUUUUCAAACUCUUUGGUAAAGAGCCGAGUGAUUUUCCUCUUAUACUUAGAGCACAGAUUCUUGACUGGUUAUCACACAGUCCUACUGAUAUUGAAAGCUACAUACGACCUGGUUGUAUUGUUUUGACAAUUUAUCUGCGCCAGGCUGAAGCUGUUUGGGAGGAAAUUUGCUAUGAUCUGACUUCUAGUUUGGGUAGGCUACUGGAUGUCUCAGAUGAUACUUUUUGGAGAACUGGAUGGGUUCACGUCAGGGUGCAGCAUCAGAUGGCAUUCAUUUUCAAUGGUCUCUUACCUUAUAACAUGGAUUGUUGAUCUCUGUAUUUAUUGCAUCUGUUUAUAGGGUUCAAAGUUGCUCACCUCCGCUGCUCUCCUAAUUUAUGCUUAUGGUGCUGGUGGCUUUCCUGCUUGGAGCAUUAAUUUGCUGAACUGUUGCUGUUUUGCUGAAUUGUUGUUGUUUAACUAUUUUGUCCUAAUUUCAUGAGCAGUUGUUGUUUAACUUCAU